Ostreobium quekettii is the source of this 1104-nucleotide messenger RNA. The record is from the annotation of a GenBank genome assembly. NCBI's taxonomy places the organism in Eukaryota, Viridiplantae, Chlorophyta, Ulvophyceae, Bryopsidales, Ostreobiaceae.
AUGUCAUGGGAGAGAUGCGCCCCAAAAAUCGGCGACACCGCGUCCCUGUGGAACCAUACAGCUGCGCCUGGGUGGACGCCUGAAGACGUCAGGGUGCUAAAGCUGGGCCUGAUGAAGUUCGGGAUGGGCCAGUGGGUGAAGAUUCUAGACACAGGACUGUUGCCUGGCAAAUUGAUUCAGCAGCUGAAUGGGCAGACUCAGAGAAUGGUGGGACAGCAAUCGCUGGGAGCUUUUACAGGGCUCAGACUUGAUGUGGACAAACUGCGGAAGGACAACGAAAGCCGCACUGACGUCACCAGGAAGAACGGCAUGAUCAUCAACACUGGGGAUGCGCUCACAAAGAAGGAAAAGGAGCAGCUUCGAAAAGAGGCAAUAGCCAAGUAUGGAUUGUCAGCGGAAGAAAUUGCAGGUGCUGAUUCGGAAUUGAAGGCCACAGCACAGGAGAGGGGCAUGGUAGAGGGGAGAGCACCUGCUGUGGACACCUCCCUGCUAGACUCAACAGCAGAGGACCUGGACAGGGAUGGUCGAAUCGCACUUCUUGGACAGCUGAGAAGCCUGUUGGUGGAGGUGGUGAAAUCCUGUGAGAGAUGGAGACUUGAGCAAGCUGAGGUGGGAAAAAUGGGCCAAGAUGAAGGGAUGCCAGAGCACAUCGACAACAAGGAACAGAUUCCACCUGAAGCUCGCAGAGCCGAACAGCAGAGCGAGGACCUGCCUUGUAGUGCAGCCAAGAGCCAAACAGGAGGGGCAAACGACAUGGAGCCAUCCUGCAAGCCAGAUCUGGACAGGAGCUGCGGACGACUGGGCCCUUUGGCAGAGGUCACUGUCAGCAAACAGCGACAGGGCACAAGAAAGAGGCGAUCUGCUGCACAAACCAGCACUGGAAGUGCAAUGAGACAGGCAGGCAGGAAAAGAGCGUGCUUGCAGUCUGAAGAACCUUAUGAUGGUUCCCCUGACGGGGAAGAUUCUAUCCAGGCAGCGUUUGAGGCCGACAUGGACAUCCUGACGUCCAUGGGUUACUCAAAACGACAUGCAAAGGAGGCGCUAGAGGAAAAUGCGCACGAUGUUCAGUCUGCGGCGAACUGGCUGAUGGCGAACUGCUCCUGA